AGUGGUGGCGCCCGUGGUCCCAGCUCCUCGGGAGGCUGAGGCUGGGGGAUCCCUGGAGCCCGCGAGGCAGAGGCUGCAGUGAGCCGAGAUCGCGCCUUGCACUCCAGCGUGGGUAACAGAGCGAGACCCUGUCUCAGGAAAAAAAUACAAGUGGGGUUAUAAAUAAAAUGAGAUUAAAAACAACAGAUUUUUGCCUCAGAAUCCCGACCCACCGCAGCCCCAGCGAGGCGCAGGCGCAGGCGCGCGCUCGCUGGUUCCGCCCAUGCGCACAGGCAGGGAGCGCGCGCCCCCUCUGUAGCCUUCGGCCUCCGGGGGCUGCAGUUGCGCGGCUCGGCCACUGCGCGGCGGUGGCGUGCGCCUGGGCGGUGUCGCGGGCUGUGACGUCACGCCACGCGCCGGGGCCAGGAGGAGGCGGGCGCAGGAGGCGCGUGCUCAGUGUGCUGGGUACCAGGCGACUCCGGGACAGGGGGUCUCGGCCGUCGGCGUCAUGGUUUCGCGCGUGCAGCUCCCGCCUGAGAUCCAGCUGGCUCAGCGCCUGGCGGGGAAUGAGCAGGUGACCCGGGACCGGGCGGUGAGGAAGCUCCGGAAAUACAUCGUCGCCAGGACUCAGCGGGCCGCAGGUGGUUUUACGCACGAUGAGCUGCUGAAGGUGUGGAAAGGACUGUUUUAUUGCAUGUGGAUGCAGGACAAGCCACUCCUCCAGGAAGAAUUAGGAAGGACCAUUUCCCAACUCGUUCAUGCUUUUCAGACCACGGAGGCGCAGCACCUGUUCCUUCAGGCCUUCUGGCAGACCAUGAAUCGCGAGUGGACGGGCAUUGACAGGCUGCGCCUGGAUAAAUUCUACAUGCUCAUGCGGAUGGUCCUGAACGAGUCCUUGAAGGUUCUGAAGAUGCGAGGCUGGGAAGAAAGACAGAUCGAGGAGCUGCUAGAGCUGCUGAUGACUGAGAUCCUGCACCCCAGCAGCCAGGCCCCCAACGGGGUGAAGAGCCACUUCAUCGAGAUCUUCCUGGAGGAGCUGACCAAAGUGGGCGCCGAGGAGCUUACGGCAGACCAGAACCUAAAGUUCAUCGACCCCUUCUGCAGAAUCGCUGCCCGGACCAAGGAUUCCUUGGUUUUGAACAACAUCACUCGAGGCAUCUUUGAGACGAUUGUGGAGCAGGCCCCGCUUGCCAUUGAAGACCUGCUGAAUGAACUGGACACACAGGAUGAGGAGGUGGCGUCGGACAGUGAUGAGUCCUCUGAGGGCGGUGAGCGUGGAGAUGCGCUGUCCCAGAAGAGGUCUGAGAAGCCGCCCGCAGGCUCCAUCUGCAGGGCUGAACCUGAGGCUGGUGAGGAGCAGGCAGGUGACGACAGGGACAGUGGCGGCCCCGUCCUCCAGUUUGACUACGAGGCAGUUGCUAACAGACUGUUUGAAAUGGCCAGCCGCCAGAGCACCCCUUCUCAGAACAGAAAGCGUCUCUACAAAGUGAUCCGGAAGCUGCAGGACCUGGCAGGAGGCAUUUUCCCUGAAGAUGAGAUCCCAGAGAAGGCCUGCAGGUGUCUGCUUGAAGGGAGGCGGCAGAAGAAGACGAAGAAGCAGAAGCGUCUGCUCAGGUUGCAGCAGGAGAGAGCCCUCGCUGAGGUCCUGAGCCGUGUGGAUGGAGCUUGGCGCCCACACUGGACACGGGAUGCGUCUGGCUGGCUGUUGUGGCCGUGUUGUCCUCCCAGGGAAAGGUGAGAAGGAGCCCCCGAGCCCGGGCAUGGAGAGGAAGAGGAGCAGGAGGAGGGGUGUAGGGGCCGACCCCGAGGCGCGGGCAGAGGCUGGUGAGCAGCCAGGCACAGCUGAGCGGGCCCUGCUCCGAGAUCAGCCCAGGGGCCGUGGCCAGAGAGGGGCUCGCCAGAGAAGGAGGACACCUCGGCCCCUGACCAGUGCCCGAGCAAAGGCGGCCAAUGUCCAGGAGCCGGAGAAGAAGAAGAAACGCAGGGAGUGACGUGGCCGGGCCCAGGACAGGCAGGGAGGGAGGCCAGGCCUCGCUUGCACCGAGGGACGAGGCCGACCGGGCUGUUCUGUAGACUCAGGACCGUGGCUCCAGAACUCCUGUGCCAGGCGGGAGGGAAGGGCGGCACUGGAGAGAGGGGCCCGUCAUUAGGGGCCGGCAUCCCAGGAACCGGACCUCUCCCCAGAGCCUCCGCCUGUGGCUGUGAUGACCUUGGGCCAGAAGGUCAAACUCCGCAGACUGAAACUCCGCCUGCAGCAGGACUGGCCGCCCCCGCUGUGGGGGGUGCAGAAAAUAAAAUGCCGCGCAGCCCUUGCCAGGGAA
Pan troglodytes (chimpanzee) is the source of this 2300-nucleotide messenger RNA. RefSeq names its product ribosomal RNA processing 1 (gene RRP1). The coding region runs from base 488 to 1717 and encodes 409 amino acids. Lineage: Eukaryota; Metazoa; Chordata; Mammalia; Primates; Hominidae. The record is from RefSeq and is a predicted model, not a curated record. The transcript is spliced from 14 exons. Gene Ontology annotation, biological process: rRNA processing. Gene Ontology annotation, cellular component: nucleus; preribosome, small subunit precursor.